AACAUGUCGGACCAUGACUACGCUUUCAAGGUUCUUGUUUUGGGAGAUAGUUCCGUUGGAAAAUCCAGUCUGAUUAGAAGAUUUCACUCAAAUGUUUUUGAUCAACGACUUCCUACGACUAUUGGAGUCGACUUUUUUAUCCACGACCUGGAAGUAGACGGGAAGAAAGUCAAGCUUCAUUUGUGGGACACAGCAGGUGAAGAGAGAUUCAGACAAAAUGGACUGACCAGCUCCUAUUACAGGGGUGCUCAGGGCGCACUCAUGGUGUUCUCUCUGUCAUCACGCAAAUCAUUUGAAAAUAUCCAGACUCACUGGUUGGAGGAAUUUUACCAGAAGAGCAGUGGAUCAGAUACAGUUACAGUUUUAGUGGGUAACAAAUGUGACUUGGAGGAUAAAAGAGAAGUUGAUGAAGAUGACAUAAGGGAAUUUGCAGAGUUGAAUUCCAUGUGUUGGUUAGAAACAAGUGCCAAAGACUGUACUAAUGUGAAAGAAGCUUUUGAAACAAUGGCUUACAAACUGUGUGAGAGCCAUGAGCAGUAUCUGUCAUUUUCAUCAGAGAACAGCAUUGGACCAAGUAGUUUUACCCUUCAUGGAGCCUAUGGUGUGCCUGAACAAACAGAAGGCUAUUGUUCUGGUUGUACUUCAACAAGUUAACUACAGUUAAAUGAUUACAGUGUUAAAUGAUUGUUUGUCUUGUCACAACUGAGAAUAGCAUAGGGGAGAUUCUGAUCCUGUUUCUUGCAUAAAUUUUAGAAAAUUCAUGUGUCACUUAUUUAAAAAAAAGAAACAAAAUCUCUGUUCUUGUGUUCAAGGUUUCAGUGAAAUCUUGAGGUUUCCAUAAAAUAAAAGAACAAAUUCAGGA
Molecule: messenger RNA, 862 nt
Organism: Pocillopora verrucosa
Lineage: Eukaryota; Metazoa; Cnidaria; Anthozoa; Scleractinia; Pocilloporidae
Biological process (GO): vesicle-mediated transport
Molecular function (GO): GTP binding; GTPase activity
Source: RefSeq, a predicted model, not a curated record